Drosophila arizonae is the source of this 3149-nucleotide messenger RNA. RefSeq names its product unc-45 myosin chaperone (gene unc-45). Lineage: Eukaryota; Metazoa; Arthropoda; Insecta; Diptera; Drosophilidae. Gene Ontology annotation, cellular component: cytoplasm. Gene Ontology annotation, molecular function: Hsp90 protein binding. The record is from RefSeq and is a predicted model, not a curated record.
CCUUAUGGGCUUUAUUUAUAUAUAGAACAUACCAGCAAUUGAAAUUUCGAGCGCUGUGUGCUUGUUUUUCACGUUUGCAUGUGUGUUAAUGUGUGUGUGCAUGUGCGAUCGAGAAGUUUCGGCAGCAGUUGAUAUAAGGCCAAACGGUAGAAAAGAAGCGAAAAACAGCCAAAAAUCUAUUUCAUUUAGAAGAAUUGUAUAAUCAUGACCACCGAAGACACCGCUACGGAAAGAGCUCCAGCUGCCGCUGGUGCUGAUGCUAUAAGUCAUAAAGAUAAAGGUAAUGAGGCUUUCAAAGCCGCCAAAUGGUCGGAAGCAGUGCAAGAAUACAGCGCUGCUAUUAAGCUAGGCGAUAAGCACAAGGAGCUGCCCGUGUUCUAUAAGAACCGUGCUGCUGCCUAUUUAAAGCUUGAGAAAUACACAGAGGCCGUCGACGAUUGCACAGAAUCGUUACGUCUGGCGCCUAAUGACCCCAAGGCGCUAUUCCGUCGUGCUCAGGCAUACGAGGCGCUAAACAAACCCGAAGAAGCCUAUAAGGAUGCCACGGCCCUUUUUAAAGCGGAUCCGGGCAAUAAAUCUGUGCAGCCUAUGCUGCAGAGAUUGCAUCUGAUUGUGCAAGAGAACGCCGCUCGUAAUGCCAAAACGUCAACGAAGGUGAAGCAAAUGAUGGAGCUUGCUUUUGAUAUUACCGCGCCCAUUGAGAAGCGACGCUCGGGCGCUAAUAACCUGGUGGUGCUGGCCAGAGAGCCCGCAGGAGCCGAAUUGCUGUACAAGGAGCAGUGUGUGCCAAAAAUAGCCACUCUAGCCAAGAUCGAAAAGGACGAGCAGAUCUACUUGAAUAUGGUACGUGUUGUGGCUGCGUUGUGCGACAACAGUGUGGAGCGCACCAAAGGCGUACUCACCGAACUGGGCAUACCUUGGUUUAUGCGCGUGCUCGACCAGAAGCAUGAGGAUUGCGCGAGCACUGCACAGUUUUGUCUACAGACCAUUAUCAAUGCACUGUCCGGCCUCAAGAACAAGCCCGAUGCGAAGCCGAACAAGGAAUUGUGCAAAAAGAAUAAUCGUGAGAUUGAUACGUUGCUCACGUGUCUGGUAUAUAGCAUCACGGAUCGCACCAUAUCGGGCAAGGCGCGUGAUGCAGUUAUUGAGCUGAUCACACGCAAUGUCCACUAUACUGCGUUGGAAUGGGCAGAGCGUUUGGUGGAGAUACGUGGGCUGUGCCGCCUGCUGGAGGUGUGCUCAGAGCUCCAGGACUACAAAUAUGAGAGUGCUAUGGACAUAACUUCCUCUACGAGCACUAUUGCGUCGGUGUGUCUAGCCCGCAUUUAUGAGAACAUGUACUACGAUGAGGCCAAACAGCGUUUUACAGAGCAAAUUGACGAGUUUGUUAAGGACAAGCUGCUCUCGCCUGACAUGGAGUCCAAGGUGCGCGUCACUGUGGCCAUCACAGCGCUUCUCAAUGGUCCGCUCGACGUGGGAAAUCAGAUUGUAGCCAGAGAGGGCAUUCUGCAAAUGAUUUUAGCCAUGGCGACUACAGAUGAUUUGCUGCAGCAGCGCGUGGCUUGCGAAUGUCUUAUAGCGGCUUCCUCGAAGAAGGACAAGGCCAAGGCCUUGUGCGAACAGGGCGUGGAUAUUCUGAAGCGUCUAUAUCACUCCAAGAAUGAUGGCAUACGUGUGCGCGCCCUGGUGGGUCUGUGCAAGUUGGGUAGCUAUGGUGGCCAGGAUGCGGCUAUAAGACCAUUUGGCGAUGGCGCCGCUUUGAAGCUGGCCGAGGCCUGUCGUCGAUUCCUGAUCAAGCCAGGCAAGGAUAAGGACAUACGCCGCUGGGCAGCUGAUGGCUUGGCCUAUCUUACGCUGGAUGCCGAAUGCAAAGAGAAACUUAUUGAGGAUCACGCGUCUAUACAUGCGCUCAUGGACUUAGCACGUGCCGGCGAUCAGUCGUGCCUAUACGGCGUGGUAACAACAUUUGUAAAUCUGUGCAAUGCGUACGAGAAACAGGAGAUGGUCCCCGAAAUGAUUGAGCUGGCCAAGUUUGCCAAACAUCAUAUACCGGAGGAGCACGAGCUGGACGAUGUGGAUUUCGUGAACAAGCGCAUCACUGUGCUGUGUAAUGAGGGCAUCACCACGGCGCUCUGUGCUCUGUCCAAGACGGAGAGCCGCAAUUCCCAGGAGCUUAUUGCGCGUGUGCUCAACGCCGUCUGUGGCUUGCAGGAGUUACGCGGCAAGGUAGUGCAAGACGGAGGUGUUAAGGCAUUGCUCCGAAUGGCCCUGGAGGGCACCGAAAAGGGCAAACGGCAUGCUAGCCAAGCGCUCGCGCGCAUUGGCAUCACCAUCAACCCGGAGGUGGCAUUUAGCGGUCAGCGCUCGCUGGACGUCAUACGACCAUUGCUGAAUCUACUGCUGCAGGAGUGUACGGCUCUGGAGAACUUUGAGGCACUGAUGGCCCUUACCAAUUUGGCCAGCAUGAACGAGAGCGUGCGCCAGCGCAUUAUCAAGGAGCAGGGCGUCUCCAAGAUUGAGUACUAUCUGAUGGAGGAUCACCUGUACCUCACGCGAGCCGCGGCUCAGUGUCUGUGCAAUCUGAUCAUGUCGGAGGAUGUGGUGAAAAUGUUUGAGGGCGAAAACGAUCGUGUCAAGUUUUUGGCACUGCUCUGCGAGGAUGAGGACGAGGAUACGGCCAAGGCUUGCGCUGGCGCUCUAGCGAUGCUCACCUCCGUGUCCACCAAGUGCUGUGCCAAAAUUCUGAACAUCUCCAGUUGGCUGAAUAUAUUGCACACACUCAUUGCCAAUCCGAGUCCAGACGUGCAGCAUCGCGGCGUUGUCGUCAUACUCAAUAUGAUCAAUGCGGGCCCUGAGAUCGCCAAGAAAUUAUUCGAGACGGACAUUAUGGAGCUGCUCAGUGGCCUAAGCCAGCUGCCGGGCGAGGAGCGGGCCAAGGCUCGUGAGGUGGCUACGCAAUGUUUGGCAGCUGCAGAGCGGCAACGCAUCAUCGAGCGAUCCGAAGAUGCUGAAAUACCAGACGUGUUUGCCGAGAGCGCAAAAAUCACCGAAAUCGUCGAUGAUGAUUAAAUUGUCCAAUUGCUUGAUUUAUAGUAGUUAGAUUUUUAUACCCUGCACUCUUUCAUCUAACACUUUGUCAUUUAAUUUAU